AUGGUAACAGGGGUGGAAGCAGCUGGACUCGUCCUAGGAGCCAUUCCUCUUAUCAUAUCUGCCCUUGAGAACUACGAGAACUUGUCAGCUCCCACAAACGCUUUUAUUCAUUGGAAACGGCACUUGGGAAGGUUGAUCCGAGAGCUAUAUUCAAUACACACCUCUUACGAACAAGCCGUUCGUCUCCUACUGAAGCCAUUUGCCGACCUCGCGGACCAAACCACGAUGAUGGAGGAUCCCCAAAGCAAAUUGUGGAGAGAAGGUGACGUCGCUAACGGUCUACGCGAAAGGCUGGGGCCGGUCUACGGCCCAUUCAUAAUUACCAUAGAUGAAGUGUCAGAGAUCCUGGUCGAGAUAGCAGCGUGUCUCAAUAUCCCUGGGUCACAGCAGGUUUUCACAAGUAAGAAUCUCUUGCCGAUUGUCUCUUGUAACUCACAGAUCGGCAACACUCCGUUCCUUCACAAGAAUUUCGAAUUUGGGCUGAGGAUCAAGUUUACUAUGAAGAAAAACAGAGUAAAAGCCGCGCUAGAGCGUUUGGAGGCUUGCACGAGGAUGAUCGAUGCCUGGACUACUAGAGCCGACAAGCUGCAGGAUGAGACACCACCGAGUCAUAAGAAGCUGAAAUUUUCUGCAUCAUUGGGCACCAUCCAAGCGAAUGCGACGAAGGUACAUCAAGCAAUUUCGAGAAAUUGGUGUGACAACAACCCUGUACAUGUCGCUCGGCUGCUUCUCGAGCAACGGCUGGUGAGGUCAAAGAAAAGGAAGAGGCCCUUGCAAGCUGCAAGCGUGGAGUUGGUGACGCAGGCGACUUGUUUUGGGUUGAGUCUUCGUGGGGACUGUAACGCAUCUUCUCAGUGGUUAAAUUCUGAGAUAAGGAUUGACGAACUCUCUUCUAGGGUGGGAACAGUUCGCGUGACGAUAUCAGUUCCAGAGGACGAGCACGACCCUGCAAAUUUACAAAACAUCACAAGUUUAUGCAAAGUCAUUAGGGAACCUCCACAUCCACCUGUGGUAUUCUGCCUCGAUGAUAUGGGGUGUCUGAAAUCACAAUCAUCCUUGAAAGAGGCUACUACUGAAUACGUCCACCAAUCUCUAUCUCUCGAGGCCCUGCUUCCGCACUUCGAGUCCAAACUACCCAUAAAAGAAGUGUACGGACUCGCAAUCACCUUGAUAGCUUCGAUCUUGCAGCUCAGUCAUACACCAUGGCUUGAGAGCAAAUGGAGUAAAAAAAACAUAGUGUUCACAAGAGCAAACAUCCACAUGCCAUUGAUUGCCGACCUAAGUUAUCCUUCCUUAGUAAAGGAAUUUUAUCGGGGUGCCGAAAUUCGACGGCCCUAUGGUACCCCAAUCAACAGAACCGGUUCGAACUUGCUUGACUUAGCGAUUAUGCUGCUUGAAAUAAGUUCUGGGCGGCCUGUUGAGCAAAGGAUUGGAGAUGAUCAAAUCACUAAUAUCCUACCAAAUGAUCAACUUGUUCUCCAACUAGCAGAAGGAUGGCUCAAGGAGGAAAGGUCUCAUGGGAAGUUAUCAUGUGCCUUCUCCCAGGCUAUUUUGAUCUGCCUACAAGAAUACCUCAACCCCGAUGCAAACUUCGAUGAUGAUCAGUACUGCAAUGUCUUCAAGGAAAAGGCUCUGGUGCCACUUGAAGAGGAAAUGGAGUUCCUACUCUUUGGACCCCCUAGGUAA
Messenger RNA from Penicillium manginii, 1686 nucleotides. RefSeq lists its product as uncharacterized. NCBI's taxonomy places the organism in Eukaryota, Fungi, Ascomycota, Eurotiomycetes, Eurotiales, Aspergillaceae. Bases 1 to 1686 code for a protein of 561 amino acids. The record is from RefSeq and is a predicted model, not a curated record. The transcript has 4 exons.